This is a messenger RNA of Osmia bicornis bicornis, 347 nucleotides long. RefSeq lists its product as uncharacterized. The record is from RefSeq and is a predicted model, not a curated record. NCBI's taxonomy places the organism in Eukaryota, Metazoa, Arthropoda, Insecta, Hymenoptera, Megachilidae. The coding region runs from base 1 to 327 and encodes 108 amino acids. The transcript has 4 exons.
AUGGAGCAUCGUGGCUCUGAUUUUUCUUUUUCCAUCGCGAAAGUAGAGUCUACAAUUAUUGUACGCCGGAAAUUAUUCACGGUCGCGAUACUAGUCUUUACUUUUUUAAAUAUUUUUUUUUCUAAUUGCUCGAUAUAUCGCGUAUUAGAGUCGCGGGCAUCACUGAAGAGGAGUCUUGGGCGAUGCUCCAUAAGGAAAGAGUAUGAAUUUUUUGAUUUUGCCGAGUUCCUGGAUAUCCCGAUGAUGGCUUUCUUCACGACUUCCGUCUUGAUGAAUCUUCUCCUACAAGGCAGCCUCCUAUCUGGUGUUUUCCAUCCUCCUACUUGACUGUCGGAAGAAGAGUAUAU